UUCCUCUGUGUAACAGAGACCCCUGCUGGCAAAGACUAGUCACUGCAACCUGAUGACGUACUUCCGUUUCCGAUGUAAACAAACAAGCCAAUAUGGCGACUCUGUAGUCAAACAGAAGGCAUGAUAAACUUCUGCUAGCACGUUUAUCAACAUCAUGACUGAACCGGGAGCUGAGGGGAGUUUAGUUCGGUACUACUGCACCGCCGGUAACGGGAUGGAGACUUUCUUAAUCGACGAGGUGAAGAAGAAGCUGGAGGCUGAAGAGGUGUGCCAGAUGCCAGGUAAAGUGUUGUUCAGCUCUUCUGCAGGGAUCAACAGAGUCAGUGAGCUCAAGGCUGCAGAGAGACUCUUCCUCCUGUUGAAACUAGACUCGCCUGUGCGUCUGCCUGCCCACAUCAGCCCAGCAAAAGCAGCCUCUGUGCUGCAGUCCAGAGUGCUGGGCGACAGGAAUCAGUGGACCAGUGCUGCAAUGACAUGGAGCCGCCUGCAGGAGGAGCUGAAAGGCAGAAGAACUACUGGCAACACACCAAGCACUGCCCUGGGAGUGACGAGGAAGAGGGAGGAGGGGAGUGGGAGUGAGAGAGAGACAGUACAGAGAGAGACAGUACAGAGAGGGGAAGAGUCGAGCAGAGAAACUUGUGGAGUUGAAGCCCAGACACUGGAGAAAAAGAGAAAGAGGGAUGAUGAAGAAAAGGAGUCAGAGAAUCAGAGGACAUCUGAGAGAGAAAGAAAGAGACAGUAUGAAGAGGAGGAUGAAGAGGGGAAGAGGAUGGAUGUGGAGUUUAGUAGCUGCAAACAAAAUGGAAGAAAAGGAAUAUCAGAAACAGAUUUGGAUGGAAGAGGAUCAGUUUGUGUCGAUGCAACAUCAGGACUCGACCUCAAAGUGGAACGAAGCUGCAGGAACAUGGAGGACAUGGCAGAGGACUCGGCUGUGAAAAAUGUGGAACAUGUGAAGCCUACUGGAGGAAGAGAUGAGACGCUGCUGCAGCCCAGCAGGACCAAACCAGAGCCUCCUUCUCCUGCCCCGCUCUCUUUUAGGAUCAGCUGCAAGUGUACUGGAUCUCUGUCCCGAUACUUCAGCACACAGGAGGUGAGCAAAGUGGUUGGAGUCGGUCUGAGCAGACUGCUGGGCUGGAAGGUUGACCUGAAGAACCCACAGCUGGAGGUAAACGUCUAUUUGAGUGAUGACCACUGCCUGCUGGGGUUUCCACUAACCAGGUUACCUCUGGCUAACCGGAGCUACAUUAAAACCACAGGACUGAGGUCUACUGUCGCCUGGGCUAUGGCCUCACUGGCUCAGAUACAGCCAGGCUUCUGUGUGGUCGACCCGAUGUGUGGAGUGGGAACCAUCUUAAUAGAAGCAGCACAGGAACACAAGGCUGUCCGUUUCCUGGGUAUGGACAUUGAUGAUGGACAGAUGCAGAAGGCCAAUGAGAACGUAGAGUUUGCAGAGCUGGGAAACAGGAUACUCCUGCUGAAAGCUUCAUCUAUGACGCUGCCUCUGCCCACCGCCAGUGUAGAUGCUGUCGUCUGUGACCUGCCGUUUGGCAGGAAGUUUGGCACCAAAACAAACAUGGCUGCCGACCUGCCACUCAUCCUCACUGAGAUGGAGAGAGUCCUCUGUAUCGGCGGUACCCUGGUUCUCCUUCUGAGCCCUCAGUUAUCUUGUCUCCUGAAAAAACUCCUGGCACAGAAAGACACUGGACCAACAUUAAACAAGGAAACAAAGCCUCAAACUGGGAUACAAGACUGCACAUCUCCUUCUCUAGCUUCCACAGAGCAGCAGACCUCCCAAAUCCACCAGGAGAUCAAAUCCCCACCUACCCAGGAAACAGACUGUCAGUCUGGGCUACAACACGGUCGGCCUCCCCCUCUCUGCUCCCUGAAGCACCAGGCAACUCUGAGAGUCAGCUUAGGUGCGAUAGAUGGACUUAUCCAUAAAUACGUCAAGACGGACACUUGAUCAGUGUUGGUGGAUGUUACAUUUCAAAGUAAUUAGUAACUUCCAGGGCAGUAACUAACCAUUUUUUUCAUUGUCGAUUAAUCUGUAAUCUAUUUUCUUGAUGAAUCGAUUAGUUGUUUGAGCUAUAAAAUGUCAGAAAAUGGUGAAAAAUGUCAAUCAGUGUUUCUCGAAGCCCAAGAUGACGUCCUCAAAUGUCUUGUUUUGUCCACGACCCCAAAAAUAUUCAGUUUACUGUCAUAGAGGAGUAAAGAAACCAGAUAAUAUUCAUAUUUAAGAAGCUGGAAUCAGAGAAUUUUGACUCUUUUUCCUUAAAACAAUGACUCAAUCUGAUUAAUUGAUUAUCAAAAUAGUUGGUAAUUAAUUUAAUAGUUGACAAUUAAUCAACGAAGCUCUGGUAACUUCUCUUGGUUACUUGUCAUGAAAAAUAAGUAAUUAUGUUGAAAUGUCACACUAAAGUGGAAACAGACAACUUUUCAACUCCCCCCCCCCCCUCCAGCGUUUCCAAGUGGUUUUAUUGCUGGCGCCGGUGUCGCAAAGACAACCGGAUCCACUUUCCUCAGAGCCGAGCGAAUACCAACAACACAGGACACUCUGCAGCUUCUUUUCCCCAGUUACUUUGGUUGUUCCACCCUCCGCCAUUUCCACUACUGGGACUGCAAGGAACUUACAUUGAUACUCUUUGGUAACUGGGGCUAGCCUACCAAUAGCUACCAAGGAAAACAAAAGGGCGAUCCUCUUACUGUUUUGGUUGCACUAUGGUUGACGUACUUCCUUUGUGCCGUAAAUGGAGCCUUCAUGUUCCCGGGAGAUCGUACCCGGUGGCAGACAGAAUUGCAUAGUGAAAGCUUAAAGGCUUAUAGUGAACCAAUCUA
Sebastes umbrosus (honeycomb rockfish) is the source of this 2835-nucleotide messenger RNA. RefSeq names its product THUMP domain containing 2 (gene thumpd2). The transcript is spliced from 11 exons. Gene Ontology annotation, biological process: tRNA methylation. Gene Ontology annotation, molecular function: tRNA (guanine) methyltransferase activity; RNA binding. Bases 155 to 1963 code for a protein of 602 amino acids. The record is from RefSeq and is a predicted model, not a curated record. Lineage: Eukaryota; Metazoa; Chordata; Actinopteri; Perciformes; Sebastidae.